This is a messenger RNA of Penicillium maclennaniae, 555 nucleotides long. RefSeq lists its product as uncharacterized. Bases 1 to 555 code for a protein of 184 amino acids. Gene Ontology annotation, molecular function: beta-glucosidase activity. Gene Ontology annotation, biological process: glucan catabolic process. The transcript has a single exon. The record is from RefSeq and is a predicted model, not a curated record. NCBI's taxonomy places the organism in Eukaryota, Fungi, Ascomycota, Eurotiomycetes, Eurotiales, Aspergillaceae.
AUGUCCGGUGUCCGCCUCGUUGAUCAGUGGAUUGAAAAUGAGAAUGUCACUGCAAUCUUGUACGGUAGUCUCUUGGGCCAAGAAUUCGGAAACUCCAUUGUCGACGUGCUCUACGGCGAUGUCAACCCCAGUGGCCGCUUGAUCCACACCAUCGCAAAGAACGAGAGCGACUACAAUGUCGACAUCUGCUACACCCACAACUGCAACUUCACCGAAGGCAACUUCAUUGACUACCGAUACUUCGACGCUGCUAAGGUUACGCCUCGCUUUGAGUUCGGCUAUGGUCUCUCUUACACCAACUUCACCUACUCUGGCUUGCAGAUCAAGUCGCCGGCCCCGCUGUCCUUAUACCCCACUGGCAAGCUCUCCGUGGGUGGUUACGAAGACCUUUGGGAUGUUGUUGCCCAUGCCAGCGCUACCAUUCGCAAUACUGGCUCUGUCGACGGUGCAGAGGUUCCCCAGCUUUACAUCGGGUAUCCCAAGGCAGCGAAGCAACCAUUGCGUCAACUGCGUGGCUUCCAGUCUAUCGACAUCAAGUCUGGGCAGCAGAAAUAG